Messenger RNA from Haliotis rubra (blacklip abalone), 1821 nucleotides. Its product is annotated as ephrin type-A receptor 2-like. Lineage: Eukaryota; Metazoa; Mollusca; Gastropoda; Lepetellida; Haliotidae. Gene Ontology annotation, biological process: positive regulation of kinase activity; multicellular organism development; cell surface receptor protein tyrosine kinase signaling pathway. The transcript has 13 exons. Gene Ontology annotation, molecular function: ATP binding; transmembrane receptor protein tyrosine kinase activity; protein binding. Gene Ontology annotation, cellular component: signaling receptor complex. Bases 358 to 1806 code for a protein of 482 amino acids. The record is from RefSeq and is a predicted model, not a curated record.
GUCUUCAAUACAGAAGAUGGCGACCUACUCAGGGCAAAGAAUGUAUCCAUUCCAUCUAUCCACCCGCUUUACUGUACAGACAGGGUACACGACUGCUACUGCCCCAACGCCCUGAGCGUGUGUUACAAACGGAUCAACAAAGUCUACAUCAGCAACUGCUGGCUGACGGUGGCCAAGAACGCCCUAGCGACUGCCCAGGUUCGGCUGCAGGUGCGCGUUGUCAACAGGGCGGGGCUGAAGAGCUCCACAUAUGAGGAAGAAGUGGUGACGAACCUGUUGGAACUAAACGGCACCACGACCUACUUGCCACCCUCAAACCUGAGAACCAAACGAUUGUCUUCAACAUCUAUCCGUGUUAUGUGGGACCACGCCCCUGCUUGCCACGAACGCACAGUCAUAAUAAUCAGCUACCAGACGGAUUCAGGGCAGGUCUAUGAGGUCUCCGUGCCCAAAGAUGACACAUCAUAUAACCUCACUGGCCUUGAACCCAACAAAAAAUACAAGGUUAUGGUGUCAGCAGGCUACGGGGCACAACGCAGUAAAGAGACAGUCUUAGCCAUAGCGGCGGACGACACGACUGCUGAAACUCUAGGCGCGGGGGCUGUAGCUGGAAUCAUUAUAAUAAUCCUGAUAGUGCUGGCAGUUGCUGGAGUCGGAUUCUUUUUGUGGAGGACUGGAAGAAUGCAGAAACUGAUCAGAGGACGCCAGAAGAGAUAUGGUGAACCCGAGGCUCCCGCGACAGGAAGGACGACCAAUAACAUUCGCCCUCCAAAGAACACAGCGUGUUACGACAACAUGACGUACACACCUGAAGAUGACAUCUACGUCUACGGCGGCAUGAGCUUCACUGCGAAGCAGCCAGGGUACAUGUCGAAAGAUCAGCUGUCACUACUGGAGGAGAUUCAAACUGGAAGAUUUGCACGAAUUUUCAAGGCUUCUUACAAGACUGGCAAAAAGUCACACGAGGCGGCGGCAAAGGUCCUCAAAGGCACGCCUGACGAGGAUAGUAAUUUACUGAUGAUGGCCAAAAUCAACUUCGCUGCAACAAGGGUCGGGGAACAUUCCAACGUGCUGAAAUUCAUCGGCGCAGUCGUUGAUAAUGAUGCGUUGGGGCCGGUGUUGGUGUUGGAGUACUGUGAAAAUGGUCCGCUGGACAAGUGGCUGACCUCUAGACAGGACAAAGUGAAUCUUGAAGUUCUGGAGCAGAUUCAGACAUUUGUCUUAGGCAUUGCUCGGGGUAUGGAGUAUCUCGUUAGUAAAGAGGUUGUCCAUCGCAAACUGGCUGCUCGCAACUGCCUCUUGACAAGCACAAAUGAAGUGAAGGUCAGUGGAUUCGGACCAAGUCGCAUGGAAGACGCCAGUGCGGAUGAUGCCUCCAAAGGGGAUCGAAUCCCUGUGAAGUGGACGGCGCCAGAAUGUCUUCAAUCUCUGAAGGGAGCCAAUGAGAAGAGUGACAUCUGGUCCUUUGGGGUGACUAUGUGGGAAAUCCUCAGCAUGGGCCAGAUCCCUUACGGUGAAAUGAGGAGCCGAGACCUGCCGACCCAGCUUAAGAAUGGUUACAGACUCUCGAAGCCGGAAUACGCUGAAGACGUCCACUACAGUCUGAUGCAAAGCUGCUGGAAAGAGAAACCAGAGGCCCGGACUACUUUCGCGGAUGCAGUGGGGGAAACUGGAGGCCUCAUUCGGUCUGAGACCCACUUCCGGAAUGAUGUAUUACUACUCGAAAUAGUCGACCUCUUGGGCAGCGUUUUGACUACAGUGUUUCGUUCGCAAACAAUGCUUGUAUCCAUUUGGAGAACAGAAUGAUCUUUUCUAUUUUUC